AUGGCCGACUUGCCAAUCCGGACAGUAGAGCAAGUUGAUAAAGGUGACAUGGAGAAACGCCUCAGGGCUCGCAAAUACGUCCACGCUGACGCCUUGGCGGCUUUCAAUGGCGAGCGGCUGCCGUAUCCCCUAGGACGAGAACUCACCCGUCUCUGCGUUGUCCGAGGGAUCAGGUUCCAUGCGGGCUUCUGCUUCGGCCCAGCUGCCGUUCUCCGCGGGUCGCUGCCGCUCUUUACUCGUGCCCUCAAUGCGCGAACCAUCAUGAGUAACCAGGUCCCUGACAUUGAUCCGGAUCGACCAGAAGACAUACCCUACUGCAUCUGGUAUCCCGACCUACCCGCUGAAGACACCCUCAGGGAGCUUGUUCAACGCUAUCCUGCCAUGGCAUAUCAGGCCGCAAGGACCUGUGCUGUUGCCGGUUAUUUGGAACUCUAUAAGGAACUGGCUACUCAAAUAUUGCCUGAAGUUUCUAUAGCUGAGGAAGCGCGAGAAAGCAGAAACCUUGACAUCUUCAAUCUGAUCAUGGAGGCUCCUUGUCGAUACAAGAUCUUUGACGAUUACAAUCGCACCAUCAACACCACGAACCCGAAGCCCGCCUUCCUAAAUGGUGAUACCGCGAUCCGACCGUACCUGCUGGAGACUCAGAAAUUUGAGCCUCCAAUCGGCCGUAUGGAUGACGAAGAAGGAGAUUCCGAGCCCGAUGAUGAUGAGAUAGAUGAUUGGACCAUGGGCCCUAUACGCGGCUUUAUGCAGACCAUGUUCAACAUUACGGAGGAUAUGAACAUAGAUCUCGACGGGAAUGGUGGCUAUCCAGGUUAUAUAACCCCAGUAGUCCCGAAUGCAGACGACGAGGCAUUAGAGCUUCUCUGCCAACCACUUCCGGUCGACCUGACUACUUGCUACAAAAACCUGCUUAUUCUCAUGGCAGCGUACAACGGCGAUAUCGAUAGAUACUCUCGACUCCGGCGACCCAAGCUCCUUGAGGAGGAGGUUGCAUGCAUUGUCCGCGGCAUCUAUCAUAACACUCUUUUUGCGCAAUGGUGGAAAAGCCAGCCUUUACCCAGGGGUGGAGACCACCGUAUUCGCAUGGCUAUAUCGGCGCGAGGAAUCAUGAACAACGAUCUCUCUUACAUCCUAUCGCCGAACGGAGCCUGCCCCCAACUGAUAUGGUAUCCUGCUGUUGCUGCUUCCUCAACAAACGAGGGUCUAGCUCGAUUGAUUCCUCGCAUGAGGCCCCAUAUUGCUCGUGCUGCCAUCUACGCGAACUACCAAUACAUAUUUGAUAGUUUGAUCGCCGGUAACGACGGUGGUGAUCCUGUCGAGCCGAGCUACAAGCUUCUCAACGAGGCCAAGCGAAGCCACAACGCCCAUUAUCGAGAAACUCUACAGCGUAAGGCGGAGGAACUAGGACUCGACAUAACCCACUACAGAUGGUGGUGGGGCGCUUUUGUGCAAGACUUGCCGCAAUAUGUACACUCCUUCAACACGGAGCUGCCCGCGCGGCUCCCUGGAAUUGGAAAUGCCAGAAGAGAGCACGACUCUAUUUAUAACGAUAUGUCCUGCAACGCUAGCAGUGUUGAGACGUAUAUCUCGAUACCUAAGGAGUGGAGGAGGGCGCCGGAGGGGUGCGAGGUGGCAGAUGGAUAUAUGGAGGUCGACUACAUACACUGGCCUCCGGAAUUUGCAAAGAGAGGUUCAUAG
Colletotrichum truncatum is the source of this 1701-nucleotide messenger RNA. RefSeq lists its product as uncharacterized. The record is from RefSeq and is a predicted model, not a curated record. Lineage: Eukaryota; Fungi; Ascomycota; Sordariomycetes; Glomerellales; Glomerellaceae.